AUGAAGCCAUCUUGGAAGGCACAAGUCCGCCAAAGACGAAAAAGAUCGACAUCAUCCUCUGUGUUGCAGCAGCGCUCCAUAUCUUUAACCACGUCACUGCGGAGCUGCUUCAAGGCAGGCAGCCCACACAGCCAGCAGACGAAAUCGAAAAGUCUACACAUCUCUGCGCCAUCGAAUGAAUACGUAAAUUGGGCUGAAUCGCAGAAAGAAAUUUUUGUCGAGGUAAGCGAUAUGAACUCUUUCUACCUUAAAAUCCCACGAUUACUUUCCAAGCUAUAUACCUCAGAUAACCCUUUUUAUCUAGUUCAGGGGGUAGAGGAAGGGAAAGGAGUUUCUUAACAAAUUAUCAACAUAGAACAGGGUAGGAAUGAAUGACUGGAGAAACGAAAUAAGUCUCAUUUUCUCAAUGGCGAUAUGGCUGACGACAAUAGGUCUUCCGAUUAACAUAAUACAAAACAAUAAAUAUUUCACAUUCCCUAAAAGACAUUUCACAAGGAAUAUUUCGAAAGCAAAACGAAUCAGUCAGAAACUAUUACAUAUUCAUGUGUAGCACGCUUGUUUUGCGUCAUGAAUAAAGAACGAGAUAUAUUCGUGUUCAGCGCACUUGUUUCACGUACAAUCGAUUCAGUGAAGUGUAAUGACAAGUGAAUCGAUUCUUUAAGUUUUAAUUACAUAUUCCUAAACAUAUUUUUUUCCAGUUCCUGAAUGACCUCAUGUCGCCCACGAUGGAUGAAACAAAAGGUCAGCCAACCUUGAUGUCCAUUCAAACCGUGUGUCUUCAUUUUGGUGGUCCACUUCUCACCUGCCGGGCCUUCAAACAGUGCGGCCCAUGUCCUCUGCGAGGAAUCGCAAAUUCUGAGUUCACGGAAGCAGUCAACGCCCUUGAGCAAACAGGCCUAGGAAAGGUUCGUUCCUUCCAAGUACGAUUUGCACCACAUCCAGUUCAAGUGUUCAUCAAGCAAAAACCUGAGAAUGUCAACUGGCCCUCAGAUUUAUGCAGCCAAAACGACCGUAGAUCCAAGUACAAUCAAAAUGCCAACAAAUGUAUCUCUCUACCGCUAUCAAGCAGGCAUUGA
Molecule: messenger RNA, 1076 nt
Organism: Porites lobata
Lineage: Eukaryota; Metazoa; Cnidaria; Anthozoa; Scleractinia; Poritidae
Source: the annotation of a GenBank genome assembly